Messenger RNA from Elephantulus edwardii (Cape elephant shrew), 936 nucleotides. RefSeq names its product olfactory receptor 2G3-like. NCBI's taxonomy places the organism in Eukaryota, Metazoa, Chordata, Mammalia, Macroscelidea, Macroscelididae. Gene Ontology annotation, molecular function: olfactory receptor activity; G protein-coupled receptor activity. Bases 1 to 936 code for a protein of 311 amino acids. The transcript has a single exon. The record is from RefSeq and is a predicted model, not a curated record. Gene Ontology annotation, biological process: G protein-coupled receptor signaling pathway. Gene Ontology annotation, cellular component: membrane.
AUGGAGAAAAACAAUGAAACGUCUGGGGGAGAUUUUAUUUUGCUCGGAUUCUCAGACCAGCCACAAUUAGAGGUAGUCCUUUUUGUGGUUGUCUUGGUAUCCUAUCUUCUGACCCUCAUGGGUAACACAGCCAUCAUACUGCUUUGCAUUGUGGACUCAAAACUCCAUACACCUAUGUAUUUCUUUCUCACAAAUCUCUCCUUUCUUGACCUUUGCUUCACUACUAGUGUUGUUCCUCAGCUAUUGUGGAAUCUAAAGGGACCAGCUAAGACCAUCACACGUGUUGGCUGUAUCAUACAACUUUAUGUAUCUCUAUCUUUGGGUACUACUGAAUGUGUACUCCUUACUAUCAUGGCACUUGAUCGCUACGUGGCUGUCUGCAAACCUCUCAAUUAUACUACUAUCAUGCACCCAGCAUUCUGCAAGUCCUUAGCAGGAAUAGCAUGGCUAAGUGGAGUAGGAAACACUCUCAUCCAGAGCACCAUCAUCCUUCAACUUCCCAGAUGUGGGCAUCAUCGCCUUCACCACUUCUUGUGUGAGAUUCCUGCUAUGAUCAAGCUUGCAUGUGUUGACAUCCGUGCAAAUGAAGUCCAGCUUUUUGUGGGCACAUUAGUGUUGCUCCUUCUUCCCAUGGCACUGAUCUUAGUCUCUUAUGGACUCAUUGUUCAAGCAGUGAUAAAAAUUAAAUCAGUCCAAGCAUGGCGGAAGGCCCUAGGGACCUGUGGCUCCCAUUUAAUAGUGGUGUCUCUUUUUUUUGGAACCAGUUCUGCUAUAUACAUACAACCAAAGAGAUCUUAUGGCCACAGCCAAGGCAAGUUCCUCACACUGUUUUACACCGUUGUGACACCCACACUCAACCCCCUUAUAUAUACUCUGAGGAACAAAGAUGUGAAAGGAGCCCUGAAGAGAUUGCUGAGAAAAGAACAAAAUUUAUGA